Messenger RNA from Cannabis sativa, 2005 nucleotides. RefSeq lists its product as uncharacterized. Gene Ontology annotation, molecular function: zinc ion binding; nucleic acid binding. NCBI's taxonomy places the organism in Eukaryota, Viridiplantae, Streptophyta, Magnoliopsida, Rosales, Cannabaceae. The record is from RefSeq and is a predicted model, not a curated record. Bases 6 to 1358 code for a protein of 450 amino acids. The transcript has a single exon.
CAACAAUGAAAAUGAUUGAAGGAGAUAUCAAAGAUCAAUAUGCUUUGUUAUGGGAUUAUUGUGAAGAAUUGAAGAGAAGUAAUCCAGGCAGUACUAUUGUGCUUCAUAGUAGGGGAGUCAACGAAUUUUGGAGGUUGUAUUGUUGUUUUUCAGCAUGCAAAAAUGGGUUUAAUGCUGGUUGUAGGCCUCUAAUCGGGUUAGAUGGGUGUUUUUUGAAAGGGUAUUAUGAAGGAAUCCUACUUUCCGCAGUUGGUAUAGAUGCUAAUAAUUGCAUGUUUCCCAUAGCAUAUGCUGUGGUAGAUUCUGAGAAUAAAGCAAACUGGGAAUGGUUUGUAGAGAUUUUGAAAGAAGACCUUCAAAUGAACAAUAGCUUAUCUUUCACAUUCAUCAGUGAUAGACAAAAGGGCCUUUUGGAAGCUGUUAAGAAGCAUGCGGAAGACGCUGAACAUCGUUUCUGUGUAAGGCACAUGUACAAUAACUUCAAGACUAAACAUCCUAGCUUGACACUUAAAGAAAUGGUUUGGGCUGCAGCAAGAACAACAACUAUACCAAGAUUUCAACAACACAUGGCCACAUUGGGUGGCACUGAUGCUACUGCCUUAGCAUGGUUUAGUGAUAAGCCAACAUCUGCAUGGAGUAGAUCACACUUUCGAACUCGUCCCAAGUGUGAUAUUCUACUUAACAACUUGUGUGAGGCGUUCAAUAAGUCUAUACUUCCAGCUAGAGAUAGUCCUAUAAUAGUUAUGCUUGAGAGGAUCAAGAACUAUAUGAUGGAGCGAAUGGUAGAUAAAAGAAAGUCAAUGGAGAAGUGGAAGUAUCCAAUUUCACCCAAAGCCAUGGAAAUCAUAGCUAAGAAUCAAGAAUGGGCUCGAUUUUGUAGAAUUAAAUGGUCAGGUGAACUACAUUUUCAAGUUGGAGUUACUCAUACAAAUGAGCAGUAUGUGGUUGAUUUGAAUGCUAAAACAUGUGCAUGUAGAAAAUGGGAAUUAACUGGGAUUCCUUGUGAACAUGCUUUGGCUUGCAUACUCAAGGUAAAUUUAAAUCCAAUUUCUUUUGUUGAUGCUUACUACUCCAAGCAGGCGUAUGAGAAGACCUAUGCUGAAAUAAUCGAAGGUACAAAUGGCCCAGAAUCAUGGCCAAAUCCAAGAACACAUCCUUUGCAACCUCCUCUAGUAAAGAAAAGACCUGGACGUCCCAAGAAAGCUAGAAACCGUGAAGCUGGUGAGGUUCCUGCUAGUAAUAAAGUGAGAAAGUUUGGCACUAUAAUACACUGCAAAAAAUGUGGAAAGCCUGGUCAUAACAGCAAGACAUGUGGCAAGCCAAAUUCAAAAGUUACUAAAAAGAGUAGACAAGGAUAAAUCUCACCAAAGUUGAGCUUUAAAAGUGGGGAUCCAAUUCAAUGUUAGUUUAUUAUGACUUAUGAGUAUGCAUUAAUAUUUUGUUGUAUGAAAACUUGAUUCAGUCUAUGCAUGUUUGGCUAGAUUUCUUUUAUUUUACUUAAAAUUAUCAUUAUUGUUUGUUUAGUAUGAUUGAUGUCAAGACAUUCAAUAGGUUCUCUUACCUAUUAUUUUGGAUGAGCAUUCUGUUGUGUUUUAUAUAUACAUGUUUCAACAACUAUAUUUUAGUAAUAUUUUUUUUAUAUAACUGUUUUAAUUUAAAAUGUACAUAUAUUCUAAACUUUUUUAUUCUAUAUGUAUUAAUUUUAUUUUGUUUUAAAAAUUUAUAAAAUAAUUACAUCUUAAAAAAAAAUUAACCCAUAUGUAAUUACAUCAUAUUUUAAACAAUUUAUUAUAUUUUAUUUAAAGUGAAAACAUAAUAUAUAAUAAUAUUUGAUUUUUUAAAAUUUACUUCAAAUUUUUUAUAAUUCCAAUCACUACCCUUCAUUAAAUGGAGGGAAAUAGAAAAGGCAGUAAAACUAACACUGAACAAGCUUGUUAACGGCAGAGGAUCAUAAAUGCUAGUAGAGUAUAAGUUUGGGGACCAAUUUGCCAAAAAAAAAGAGUUU